Molecule: messenger RNA, 2323 nt
Organism: Phaedon cochleariae (mustard beetle)
Lineage: Eukaryota; Metazoa; Arthropoda; Insecta; Coleoptera; Chrysomelidae
Source: the annotation of a GenBank genome assembly
GACAAACUGUCCGUGACAUUUACCUAAGUCCUAACCUCUCAUUGUUUUUUGUGUUUGAUUUGAACAUCCUGAUUAGAACCGAGAUUUGAAUUUGAACAACGAAGAUGAUUUGUAGGGUGGGUGAUCUGUGAUGAUUUGAAAAUAUUUGAAGUUGAACUUAUUGAUCUUAUUGUCAGCGUUGGACAUUGAUCAAUCCUUUGAGAUCAUGAAUUUUCUAGCGGAAGUUCUAUCUUCUGCAGAGGAAGUGGAAUUAGAAGAAAUCAACAGAAAAGUCCCAGAACUGAAAUUAAUGAUAGAUGAUGUGAAAAGUGAUGUAGUGCAAUACCUGGAAAACGUUUAUGUUAAAUACAGCUGUCGACCAAAACAAAACCGAGAACUUCUCAACCAAAUUCAUGACAUUGAAGAUCAAAUCAAUUCCCUCAAGAAAUAUGCUGAGAGUGCAACAAAGAAAGAUCUUUCAAAAUCUAGCAAGGAAUUGAAAAAAAAUGUAGAGUCUUUGGAGAUCUUAAAUUUCACUAUUGAUAUUGUUUCUAAACUAUCUAAUAUCAAUGAAAAGUUAAUUGAAAUUGACACCCUCCUAAUAGCUGGGGAAUAUCUGAAAGGUAAACAACUUAUUUGUGAACUUGAAUCAUUGCUUACCGAUGAAAUUCCCACAGAAGAUCACCUUGAAAUAAUGAGAGAAUUGUCAAUAACUAUACAUUCAAAGAGAAAUGACUUACUCAAUGCCCUAGAGAAUGUUUUUAAUGAAAAUGUCAUCAUGAAGUGCAAUGAAAAUUAUGCUAGUAUUGAAGUUUUGAAUAUAAAUGAAAAAUUUGAAGGAGCCCUACUAGCAUUAUGUUAUCAAACUGAAGAAGUUGAUCUUAUCCAUAACCUUAUAAAUUUGUUGUGGAAUAGUUUUCUUUUACCAGCCAUAGACAAGGUAGUAGAUAUUGUAAUAGGAAAAAAUGAAAUCUCCUGUGUUAUUCAGAUUACCAUCAAGGAUUCUACCAAAAAGUCACAUUACUCAGAAGUUUUUGACAAAGUGAGGUUGAUAAUGGAAUUUUUGAGAGAAUAUUUCAACUUCAAGUUGAAUGAUGAUCUCACAACUUUAGAGUAUAUUUGCAGGAGUAUCAGAGAUAAUCUGUCAGAGAUUCUUAUAAAAAGCUGCUUAGCAGACACAAUUCCAUCUACUGUAGAAGGGUUACAGAAAUACAAAACUGUCAUUGAAGAUACCAAAAAAUUGGAAGAUUUUCUGAGAGAAAGUAAAAUAUUUGUAGAUGGAACUGCAUCACUAGUGGAAUAUGCCAACAAUGUUGAUGUCUUAUUCAUGAAUAAAAAAUGCUUGGAAUAUACAACAAUUGCCAUACAGAUUAUGAAGAAAGAUUUACAUGACAUGAUUGAAGUUGGGGAGCCUUUUAACCCUGAUAGCCUUUUAUCAAGUAUGAGUGAAGAUUUCCAGCAAUGUUCAGUUUCUAAGAGCACAAUAGCACUACUGCAGCUCACUGAGAAAAUAAUGCAAAAGGCCAUCAAAGGUUCAGAUGUUUGUGGUGGACGUCUCUUCUAUACUGCUCAACAUAUAAUGAGAGAGUAUGGCUUAUGUGUUCCUGAAUACCACAAAAAGCUUUUGCAGACCAUUCCACAGCAAGUAGCAUUAUUUCACAAUAACUGCCUUUAUAUUUGUCAUAAAUUGACCAAAUGGAAUGAUACAUACUGCCAAAAAUUGCCAUCAACAUGCAAUACUGGUAAUCUUGGAUUCACAAAUGAGAUAAAUCAGUUGCAGCAUAUAGCCUCAGAAAUGUUUUCCAACUAUGUGAAAGAACAGAUAAAACACAUAAAUGAAAUCAUGAAGGAUAGUGGAUUGGAUGGUGUUGUACUUGAAGAACUUCAACCUGUUACAGAAAAAAGUGUUAGACAGUGCCUUAGGCAACAGGAAUUACUGAAAACUGUAUGGCAGAAAGUAUUACCAUUCUCCAUUUAUAACCGAACAUUAGGUGCAAUACUGAACUCUUUAUGUACUUGUAUCAUAUCAUCAGUGUUGAAAUAUGAGGGUAUUUCUUCUAAAUCAGCUGAACAGCUGAUGGAAAUCAUCAAAAUGAUCCUGGUCCGUGGUCCAAAAUUGUUCUCUGAUCCAAAGGAAAUUACACUGUUUGUAGUCAUGUGGUAUAAACUCAAUGAACUGGAUUUUGUGUUGGGGGCAAGUUUGUUGGACAUCAAAAAUAGGUGGGCUGAUGGUAAAGGACCUCUUGCUCUUCAUUUCAAACCUAGUGAAUUGAAGUCAUUAAUAAGGGCACUAUUUCAAAACACUGCAAGAAGGUCUGCAGUAUUAGCCAAAAUCAUUGAAUGA